UGCCAUUUCCAAGAAUUCAUUGAAGAGGUCCCUGCUGAAGCUAGAAUGUCACUUUACAUGGACUUUGCUGAAGCAGGAUGUGGAUCUUGAUGCCCUAAAGGAAACAAUAGGCGAUCAGAUUGAGUUUUUAAUAAAAUCCAACAUCACCAAUUAUAAUCUACUAUCCUAUGUAUGCUACCUAAAGAAUUCAAAUGAGGAAGCCCUGAGAAAUCUCCAAAAAGCUGAAGAAGUUGUUAAAAAAAAUCAUCCAGAUGAAAUUGACAGGAGAAGUCUUGUUACCUGGGGAAACUAUGCCUGGAUCUAUUACCACAUGGAGAGAUUAGAAGAAGCUCAAAUUUACAUAAGCAAAGUGGAAAACAGCUGCAAAAAGCUUUCAAGUACUGCUCAAUGGAAGAUUCAGCUUCCAGAGAUCUAUGCUGAGCAAGGAUGGGCAUUAUUAAAGUUUGGGAGAAAAUACUAUGAGAGAGCAAAGAAUUGCUUUGAAAAUGCUCUGAAGAGUGAACCCAACAGCCCGGAAUUUAAUACUGGCUAUGCAAUAGCAAUGUACCGUUUGGAAGACUUUUCUCACAGUCAAUGUGAAGAUGUGAGCCUGUCCCUCAAGCCCCUGAAGCGUGCAGUGGAACUGAAUCCAAAGGAUACUUUCAUUGCAGCAUUACUUGCAUUAAAACUUCAGGACUUAAAGCAAGUUGAUGAAGGGGAGAGAUACAUCGAAGAAGCAAUGCAGAAAACCCCUGAUCUUCCUUAUUUCCUCCGAUACGCAGCUAAAUUUUAUAGAAGGAAAGGAGAAAUGGACAAGGCACUGGAGAUUUUGAAAAGGGCCUUGGCAGUGACACCAAAAUCUGCCUUUUUGCAUCAUCAGAUAGGACUCUGCUACAGAGCAAAGCUAUUUCAACUGAAAACAACUAUGAGAUAUCCACCUCAAGAGCAAGUGGAGACACUCAUCCGACUUUCCAUUUUUCAUUUUAAAACAGCGACUGACCAAAAGAGAACCUUUUUUUCUGCCUUUAUUGACCUAGCAAACAUGUAUGCAGAAGGAAAGAGGUAUGAAGAAGCAGAAGAGACAUUUCAGAAAGCGCUUCAGAUAAAUAUUCUAUCCUAUGAUGAUAAACAAGAAUUCUACUACCACUAUGGCAAUUUUCAGCGUUUUCAUAUGAAAUCAGAAUCUGAAGCCAUUAGGUGUUACACAGAAGUGCUGAAUAUUGAAAAUGAUUCUUAUUCAAGAAGUAAGUGCAAAAAUGCUCUGAAAAAAUUGUUGGAACAAAGGAUUCAGAGGGGUGUAGGAGAUGCAACAGAUUUUGGUACACUUGCACGCGUUCAUCGUCUAAAUGGUGAGGAACAUGAAGCAAUUGAGUGCUAUGAGAAAGCAGUUGCAUUGUAUCCCAACAAUGAAGAAUAUCUGAGUGCAUUAUGUGAGCUAAGACUUUCCAUCUCAGGAUAA
This is a messenger RNA of Pterocles gutturalis (yellow-throated sandgrouse), 1438 nucleotides long. Its product is annotated as interferon-induced protein with tetratricopeptide repeats 5-like. Gene Ontology annotation, cellular component: cytosol. Gene Ontology annotation, molecular function: protein binding. Gene Ontology annotation, biological process: defense response to virus. Lineage: Eukaryota; Metazoa; Chordata; Aves; Pterocliformes; Pteroclidae. The record is from RefSeq and is a predicted model, not a curated record. The transcript has a single exon. The annotation marks the transcript as partial.